This is a messenger RNA of Chaetomium fimeti, 1695 nucleotides long. RefSeq names its product alkaline-phosphatase-like protein. Gene Ontology annotation, molecular function: N-acetylglucosamine-6-sulfatase activity; glycosaminoglycan binding; arylsulfatase activity. Gene Ontology annotation, biological process: phenol-containing compound metabolic process. The record is from RefSeq and is a predicted model, not a curated record. Lineage: Eukaryota; Fungi; Ascomycota; Sordariomycetes; Sordariales; Chaetomiaceae. The transcript is spliced from 3 exons. Bases 1 to 1695 code for a protein of 564 amino acids.
AUGCAGUCGCUGGACUAUAUGCCGUUGGUCAAGAAGCACCUCACAGAUAAGGGCACUUUCUACAAGCGCCACUACUGCACCACGGCCAUCUGCUGCCCCUCCAGAGUCUCUCUAUGGACCGGCAAGCUGGCACACAACACCAACGUCACCGACGUGAACCCGCCCCAUGGCGGCUACCCCAAGUUCGUGAAGCAGGGGCUCAACGACGCCUACCUGCCACUAUGGCUGCAGCAAGCCGGGUACGACACGUACUAUACGGGCAAGCUAUUCAACGCACACACAGUCGACAACUACCACACCCCCUACGCCGCCGGGUGGAACGGCUCCGACUUCCUCCUCGACCCCUACACCUACAUGUACCUCAACGCGACCUUCCAACGCAACCGCAACCCGCCCAUCAGCUACCCCAACCAGCACUCGGUCGACGUGCUCACCCAAAAAGCCCUCUCCUUCCUCGACGACGCCACCACCCCGCCCAACCGCAACCGGCCCUUCUUCCUCGGCAUCGCGCCCGUCGCGCCCCACAGCAACGUGCACAUCUCCAAGGACGCCCUCACCCGCCCCUUACCCUCCAACCCCAACGACUCCAUCGAUGAUCUCAUCUCCUUUACCCCGCCGAUCCCAGCCGCGCGCCACGCCCACCUCUUCGCCAACGUCACCGUCCCGCGCACCCCGCACUUCAACCCGGCGGGGUCCGCCUCCGGCGCGAGCUGGGUGCGCGGGCUGCGGCACCAGGGCAAGGAGAAUGUGGAGUUCAACGAUCAUUAUUAUCGGCAGCGGUUGAGGACGCUGCAGUCGGUGGAUGAGCUGGUGGAGCAGGUGGUGGAAAGGUUGGAGAGGUUGGGCGUGCUGGAGGAGACGUUCGUGUUUUAUACGACGGAUAAUGGGUUCCAUAUUGGGCAGCAUAGAUUGCAGCCGGGGAAGGAGUGCGGGUUUGAGGAGGAUAUUAACAUCCCGUUGAUUGUGAGGGGGCCGGGGGUGCCGCGGGGGGAGGUGGCCGAGGUGGUGACGGCGCAUGUGGAUUUGGCGCCGACGGUUUUGGGGAUUGCGGGGGUGGAUGUUGAGGGGGUGGUGAAAGGGGGGGUGGUGCCGGAGUUUGAUGGGGAGGGGAUUCCGUUGACGAAGGGGGAGUUGAAGGCGGCGGUGGGGACGAGGCAUGAGCAUGUCACGGUGGAGUUCUGGGGGAUUGCGGCGUCCGAGGGGAAGUUUAAGCUGGCGGGUGAUGAUGGGCAGCGGUUGGUGGUGAAUAACACGUACAAGGCGCUGAGGGUGAUCGGGGAGGAGUAUAACCUUUAUUACUCGGUUUGGUGUAGCAACGAGCAUGAGUUGUAUGAUCUCAAGACGGAUCCUUACCAACUCAACAACCUCCUCCACAGCACUGCCAAACGUCCCGCCACGCUCAUCGGCGUGCCGUUCGAAAAGGUCAUUGCCCGACUUGACGCGCUGCUGUUCGUGCUCAAGUCAUGCAAGGGUCAGACGUGUGUGAGGCCGUGGCAUGCCCUACACCCGGCGGGUAACGUCCAGAACUUACACGGAGCCCUGAGCAGCCGCUUCGAUGUCUUUUACGAGGAGCAGCAGCAGAAGGUCAGCUUUAACCGCUGCGAGAUGGGCUAUCUUUUAGACGCCGAGGGGCCACAGUUUGAGACGGACGGGUUGGCAUACCGACAAGGGGUGAGGUGGAGUGAGUGGGUGUAA